AUGUCUCUCAAGCGCAAGAGAGCACUGGAAGACAUCUUCCAAUCACGGCUCAUCAAGUUCGUCAUUGGCACUCCUGGAGUCGAGUUCAGUGUUCACGAGUCUUCUUUUACUCGACUAUCUGCACCACUUCGAGCACUGCUCACCGGCGGCAUGCAGGAGUCAAUUGACGCAAGGGUUGUUUGGGAUGAUUUGGAAACCUCCAUCUUCCUCGCCCUGGUGGACUUUGCUUAUAACGGCGACUACGCUACCCCAUCACUUGUGAAAGCUAGUCAGCCUGAGACCAGCACCAAAGCCGACAGCGAAGAAGAUUGUGUGGUAAAGACUAUAUCUAUCUCUGACUGGAUGAAGAAGUUCGACGGUCAAAACCGCAGGCCAAUUAUCUACUCCUUAUGCAAGGCAGUGUUCGAAAAGGAAAAAAAGAAGAGCUGGGACGGAUCAAUCGGCAAGGCAACCUACGCAGCCGAGAUGAUGGACGCGAAUGUUACCGGCCAUGAUGUUGUUUUCAUGUUCCAUGCCAAAUUAUACACCCUUGCCGAUAAAUAUGCAAUUGGACAGCUCAAGGAACUGUGCUUGAAACGCAUACGCGCCAGUUUGCUCUUGGCUCCUGGAAAUAAACACGUCCUCAAAGCGGUCCGCAAAUUGGUUUGCUACGUCUACGAGCAUACAUUGCAUGGCGAUGGGCUUCGUAAUCUGGUGCUUCGCUAUUGCAUCGUCAAAAUCGGCUGGCUCAAGAAGUGUGGAUUCGUCACUCAAAUGGUUAAAGGUUUACCGACUUUCGCAACAGACUUGCUUUUGGGAACGCCUCAAACGAUUUUUGACCAAAUCAUGGGAGAGCCAUGGGAUGGAAAAGGCAGCACUUGGUCACCCUCACGUUAG
Messenger RNA from Colletotrichum truncatum, 876 nucleotides. RefSeq lists its product as uncharacterized. The record is from RefSeq and is a predicted model, not a curated record. Gene Ontology annotation, molecular function: protein binding. Lineage: Eukaryota; Fungi; Ascomycota; Sordariomycetes; Glomerellales; Glomerellaceae.